GAGGAAAUAUCAGCAGCCUUUUGCCUUUCUUGCAGGAAAGUCUGAAAUGAAGAUUUGGGAUCAGAUUCGGUGGAGGGCCGGCUCAGCAUCACCUCUGUGUUUAUUUUACUGGGCGGAUGCACAGGCGAACACACAUACACACGUUUGCACACACACAGACAGCCGUUCAGACACACGCACACGCUCUCUCUUCUGUACAGACAAAAUAAAACCUCCAGCGCUAUAGCUGAAACGCUGAUUCAAAACAACAGUUGGUGGCUGCGGCCGCUGCUGUCUGCUUUCCAUUCCCCACAGCCCCACCGCGGCUUGCAACGGUGACUGGAAACAAACAGGAAAACCCCAAAAUUAAUAAUAAAAAUUACAUCUUCCUGCCCUGGGGGAAGGGAAGAAAAACUCUUUCUAAGGCAGUGAUUCUGCCAGGAAAAGCUCUCCCCUCCAGCGACCUGCUGAGUAUCCAAGGAUGCUGGGCGCGAGGUGACCAGUGGGGUGGGGGGAAGGAUUGGGUCCCUCCGGCUGGGGCUGGGGUGCCCGCAGAGAGCUGAGGGUGCUGGUGGGUGUCUCCGGGAGCUGUGACUGAGCGAGGCGGUGCCAGGGCUGGGGGCGGAUUUUUUGAGCUCCUCAGAGCAGCGGCAGCCGUUGGAGGAGUUGGGCGGCUGUUUCUCCCUCUCCGCUCAGAGGAGGAGGAAGAAGAGGAAGAAGAGGCUUCGCUGCUGCCUCUCUCAUCCUCUCCCCACCUCCCCUUUUCCCCCCAACCUUUAUGGACGAGCGCCGGAGCUUGCUUUGCUCCCCAGCUGCCUCUUCCUUCAGCCGGUACCCGCGGGGUGGUUCGACCAGCAGCCACCACAACCUGGGCUACAGCGAGCAGCUGCCCCCCACCGCCCCCCAGCCGCUCCCCGAGCAAGAGGAGGAAGAGGGGGAAGAAGGGGAGGAAGGCAGCAUGACGGUGGUGGGGGGCGGCGGCGGCGGAGACCCUUUGCUGGAAGAACCCCAGCAUCCUCAUCCUUUGCUCGGUGGGGACCGCUAUGAUCAACCCCCACCCGCUGCCACCGUCCCCACCGGCCAACCCGUGGAUGGUGGGGAGCACGAGUGCUGCGAGAGGGUGGUGAUCAACAUCUCGGGGUUGCGCUUUGAGACCCAGCUGAAGACGCUGGCACAGUUCCCCGAGACGCUGUUGGGCGACCCCCGUAAAAGGAUGCGCUACUUUGACCCCCUCCGCAAUGAGUAUUUCUUCGACCGUAACCGUCCCAGCUUCGAUGCCAUCCUCUACUACUACCAGUCAGGCGGGCGCAUCCGGCGACCCGUCAACGUCCCCAUCGAUAUUUUCUCCGAGGAGAUCCGCUUCUACCAGCUGGGGGAGGAGGCCAUGGAGAAGUUUCGGGAGGAUGAGGGUUUCAUUCGGGAGGAGCAGCGUCCGCUUCCCGACAAGGAGUUUCAGCGCCAAGUGUGGCUCCUCUUCGAGUACCCUGAGAGCUCUGGGCCAGCCCGAGGCAUUGCCAUAGUCUCUGUCCUCGUCAUCCUUAUCUCUAUUGUUAUCUUCUGUCUGGAGACCCUACCUGAAUUCAGAGAUGACCAUGACUACGAGGGAACUGGGGGAACCUUCGGGACAGGUGGUGGCCCUCUCCCACCUGAUGUCUUCACCAACUCCUCGUCCUCUGCUGCUUCCAUGGUGUCAUCCUUCACUGACCCCUUCUUCGUGGUGGAGACUUUGUGCAUCAUCUGGUUCUCCUUUGAGCUGCUGGUCCGAUUCUUUGCCUGCCCCAGCAAGGCCACCUUCUCCAAGAACAUCAUGAACAUCAUUGACAUUGUGGCCAUCAUUCCCUACUUCAUCACACUGGGCACCGAGCUUGCUGAGAGGCAAGGCAAUGGCCAGCAAGCCAUGUCUUUAGCCAUCCUCAGAGUCAUCCGGCUGGUCAGGGUCUUCCGGAUCUUCAAGCUCUCCCGGCACUCCAAGGGUCUGCAGAUCCUGGGGCAGACUCUCAAGGCCAGCAUGCGGGAGCUGGGUUUGCUCAUCUUCUUCCUCUUUAUCGGCGUCAUCCUUUUCUCCAGUGCCGUCUACUUUGCAGAAGCCGAUGACCCCAGUUCAGGUUUCAGUAGCAUCCCUGAUGCCUUCUGGUGGGCGGUGGUGACCAUGACCACCGUGGGCUAUGGGGAUAUGCACCCCAUUACCAUUGGGGGCAAGAUCGUGGGGUCUCUUUGUGCCAUAGCGGGGGUGCUAACCAUCGCUCUCCCCGUGCCUGUCAUAGUCUCCAAUUUCAACUAUUUCUACCACCGAGAGACAGAAGGUGAGGAACAAGCCCAAUACAUGCACGUCGGGAGCUGCCAGCAUCUCUCAUCCAGCGAGGAGAUGAGGAAGGCUCGCAGCAAUUCCACCCUCAGCAAGUCCGAGUACAUGGUGAUCGAAGAAGGAGGGAUCAACCACAGUGCAUUCAAACAGGCUGCCUUUAAGACAGGCAACUGCACGACCUCAAACAAUCCCAACUGUGUGAACAUCAAAAAGAUCUUUACAGAUGUUUAAAAUAACAAAACCAACCAAACAGCAGCAAAAAGCUGAGGAUGCCGUAGAAAAAUAACGACAACAAUAAUAAUGCAAAGUGACUGUGUACUUGGUGUUGUGUGGAACAUGCACCAUCAUCGGUCUGUGUACCCUCGUUUUUAUAUGUUUAUUUUUUUAGAUCCUUCCUUUCUAAAGAUCCAAAAAGACGGAUUUAAAAUUCUCCAGAGGAGAGGAUGGCUAAAGGGUAAAGAGGAGGAAGAUGAAGACAAAAACCACACUCACCGUUGAAACAGGUGUUUGUUCUGCAACGUGUUGCAGGGCUGCUUUUGUUUUCUUGGGUUCAGGGACCUCUCGCAUUGCUCCUGGAUCUCCCCCUUCCUCCUCUCCAUUCCCUAAAGGCAGCGCGUAGCCGAUUUCCCUUCCAUCACAUCAAUUCACUUGUUGGAUUAUCAAUGCCAGAUUGGGUGGGGAGGCGAGGAAAACGUGUUGCAGGGCGUACUGGAAGGGGGUUGGGAGGAAAUAACCAUUUAAUUUUGCAGAGAGUCUCUGUUACCACAUUGUUAAAUGACUCUUAAUAUUGAAACGUGGUGUGCCAUUACGGGCACAUCGCAGAUUCCGUUUUCUCCCCCGUCAGAUCAUUUAUGAAAUUCUAAUCUGGUCAGAGACUGAGUGCAUUCAGUGCCGAUUUAAAUAGGAGAGAAAAGCAAUCCAACCGUCUUUUUCUAUUCUUAAUUCCCUUCCCCUGUAGCCCUAUGGCGUUAUUUCAUCCAAUGUUAAAUUUGUGGCCGUGCAGCAGGUCUGUGUGUAGGGAGGAGAGAGGCGAAAGGCAGAACGGAAUGGUUUCAGGAGCUGAUGGUGUGUGUGGAGCGGGGGAUGCAGGAUCCGUGCCAGGCUUCUCGCCGUGGCUGUGCAGCCUCAAACCCACUCAGUUGGAGACAAAGGGAUAUUUCCUCUUUUUUUUUUUUUCUCGCAAUGCAUUUGGGAGAGAUGCAGCUGCUUAUCACAAGAAGAUUAAAGUGGCGAACACGUCUUCCAGCGGAAGUCACUAAUUCGGACCAGAGUGAUGCAGUUGCCAUGGCGACCCUGGUUUCCUGGGAAACCCCCAAAGGUUGUCAUGGCAUCCCUUCUCCCAUCCCCCUUAGUCCUCAUUCUUCCCACAAAAAAAAAACCUUUCCAGAUGGUUCCAGCCCCAUCAUCCCGCAGGACACCGUGGCUCUACCCGGCUGUGUGACCCCACCCUGGCACCCCCUUCCCGGACUGUGGCUUCCCCUCUGCCAAAUAAAGCGCCCAUGGGCAAUAAGCACACCUCAAAUCCACCUCUCCCUCGCAGAGGAGCUCACACCUUGGCACUGAAAUGUGGGGAUGGAGUCUCAUCCUGCAAACAAGAGUUCCUGCUCUGCCGAGAACGACCCCCGCGCUCCUCCUGCACCACUUGAAACCCAGCGGUUUCCCCAAACCCAGUGCAAAAUGGCACUGGGCGGCCAAUGGGAGAGCUCGGCUGAGAAACCUUGGCAGCUUUUUGCAACGAGGGGGACAGAUCUAUAAAGAAUGGGACUGAAAAGUAACCAAAACCCCGCCGGGGAAAAUAUACCGGCUUCAUCUUCACCUGUGCACCAGGGGCCAUGGGACAUCUGAUGGGAUCAGGGAUCCCAGAUUGUGGGUUCUGUGGGAGCAACGCUGCAGUCUGAGUGCCGAGCAUGGGAUCACCCCUGGCUCCUGCCAUCCCCUCUAUCAGAUUUAUGAAGUCAAACCAAUGCUUAAUAUCAUGUGAAUUAUAUUGGAUCAGAACAAACCCAGCUGGAUGAGGAAAACCAACUUUGUGCUAAUUAUUCUGGAUUUUGAACUUGCCAUUAAGGAUGUGCGUAAAAGCGGUUCUGUGCUCUGCCCAACAGACAACAGAAGAAGUUUAGAAAUUAAGACCUUCAGGACUGUGUUGAGAAAUGAAACGUCUCCGAGGAAAUGGCAAACAUCACAGACACGGCGACUCACGCUGCUGUGGAGCUGAUGGAUGGAGGAUCUGUCCUCCCCACUUAAACCCAUUUCACAUCUCAUAUACAGAUAUAAAAUAUUUGGAGCGUUAUCUGUGUUUUCAAAGUGCAUUAAGUAGAAGGGAACAUCUUUGCAGCCAGAAGAUUAUCUUCAAAUCAUGUGCAAUAUAACGAGACUGAACAAAGCCAGGGAAAAGAAGGAGGAGAGGUGGAAACUGUUUGGACAUACUUUCAGUCUUUUUUUAUUUUUAUUAUUAUUAUUUAAAAAAAUCUCUUGAAAGAUUAAGCAUCCAGAAAGGAAACGUUAACCAGAGCUGCUAAUAAACAG
This is a messenger RNA of Cuculus canorus (common cuckoo), 4810 nucleotides long. It is a transcript of the gene KCNA3, whose product is annotated as potassium voltage-gated channel subfamily A member 3. Gene Ontology annotation, biological process: potassium ion transmembrane transport; protein homooligomerization. The transcript is spliced from 3 exons. Gene Ontology annotation, cellular component: membrane; voltage-gated potassium channel complex. NCBI's taxonomy places the organism in Eukaryota, Metazoa, Chordata, Aves, Cuculiformes, Cuculidae. Gene Ontology annotation, molecular function: delayed rectifier potassium channel activity; protein binding. Bases 758 to 2515 code for a protein of 585 amino acids. The record is from RefSeq and is a predicted model, not a curated record.